AUGGAAUCCGACAUAAACCAGAUUGAACUAUUUUGUCUCGGUGAUGAUACUAGUUCAAUUCAAGAUUCAGCUGCUAUACAACAAUCGCCUAUUGAUGACGAAGAAAAUUUAGAGUUAAAUUUAAAUACACAUGACGCAACAGUGGAUCAGGUAACACAAUCAAUGUCGUCAUGGAAUGUAAAAUGUUAUCACUGGACAAUACCAGGUUCAAUCGUUGGUACUAUUGUAUUUUUUAUAUUUACAUGUAUUAUAAUGACAAUUGGCAUUUUAAUCGUUUGUUUUACUGCACCAAGGCCACACGCACCAAAAUGUGACUUCAAUAUUUUACGAACGGCCACUAAUCCAAUUGAAUAUAACUAUGGUCCGCGAUCUGUUGCUGUUGGCGAUUUCAACAAUGACACCUGGAUAGAUAUGGUAGUUGUUAAUUCGAUUGUUAACACUAUCGGUAUAUAUUUUGGCUAUGAAAAUGGUACUUUUAUCAAGCAGAUCGAAUAUUCAACUGGUUUAGCCUCCAAUCCUUAUAUGGUUGCCGUUGGUAAUCUUAAUAAUGAUUCUACAUUAGAUAUUGCAAUUGCAAACUUUGGCACAAAUACCAUUCGUAUAUUUCUUGGGUAUGAAAAUGGAUCUUUUACAAAUCAACUAGAUCUGUCAACCAGUACAUCGCGUCCAAUAUCAAUUAGUUUAAUUGAUUUGAAUAGCGAUACAGUACUUGAUAUUGUCACCAUCAAUUUUGGAACCAAUAGUAUAAGCAUAUUCUAUGGUUAUGGAAAUGGAAUGUUUUCGAAUCCAACAAUGUAUUCAACAGGUUAUGACUCACUUCCAUCUGCAUUAGCUGUUGGGGAUUUCAAUAAUGAUAACUAUAUAGACAUUGCCAUUGUGAAUUAUGGAACAAACAAUAUUGGCCUAUUUCUUGCUAAUAGGAAUGAUACUUUUGAACAACAGAUAACCAUUUCAACUGGUUAUGGUUCUAAUCCAUCCUCAAUAGCUGUUGGCAAUUUCAAUAGUGAUACAUUUGUUGAUAUCGCUGUCGCAAAUCAUGGAACAAAUACAAUCGGUAUAUUUUUAGGCAAUGGAAAUGGAACUUUUGCAAAUCAAAUAAAGUAUUCUAUAAAUUCUGGUUCACCAUACUCAAUUGGUGUUGGUGACUUCAAUCAAGACAAUCGAUUAGACUUAUUUAUUAUUACUAUUGGUGCUAAUAAUACAGGUCUACUUCUUGGAUAUGGAAACGGUAGUUUUUUGGAUGCAAGAAUGAAUUCAACGGGAUCUAUUUCAUCGAUUUCAUUUGCUAUAUGUGAUUUCAACAAAGACAAACGAUUAGAUGCUAUCAUCAUUAACAAUGAUACCAAUAGCAUAGAUAUUCUCCAGGGUUAUUUCGAAGGCUUUUCUCUUGCCACUAAAUAUACAACUGGAUAUUCACCAUGGUUUAUAACUCUUGGUGAUUUAAAUAACGAUGAUAUACUUGAUUUAGUUGCUGCAAAUUAUUAUAAUAAUACCAUAAGUGUCCUUCUUGGGUAUGGUGAUGGGAGCUUCGCAAAACAACAGACAUAUUCAACUGGCGCUUCCCCAUAUGAUGUAGCUACGAGUGAUUUCAAUAACGAUAGUUAUUUAGAUCUAGCUGUUACUAAUUAUAAAAGCAAUAGUGUUAGUAUUUUUCUUGGAUAUGGCAAUGCUUCAUUUGCAAAACAAAAAACAUAUUCAACUGGUAGUAAUCCACGAUCUUUGGCUAUUGGUGAUUUUAACAAUGAUGGUCAACCAGAUCUAGUUGUUACCAAUUAUAAUGGCAGCAAUGUAAGUGUUCUUUUUGGAUAUGGUAAUGGUUCGUUUGCGAAUCAAACGCAAUAUUUCACUGGUAUUAAUCCGAUAUCUGUAGUGAUUGGUGAUUUUAACAAUGAUACUCAAUUGGAUCUAAUUGUUGCCAAUUAUAAUAGCAGUAGUUUUAGUGUCCUUCUUGGAUAUGGCAAUGGUUCGUUUGCAAACCAAAUGACAUAUGCAACUGGUACUAAACCCCGAUCCUUGGCUACUGGUGAUUUCAAUAAUGAUGGUCAGUUGGAUCUAGUUGUUGCCAAUUAUGGCAGCACGAGUAUAGGGAUUCUUCUUGCAUAUGGUAAUGGCACCUUUGCAACACAAAUCACGUAUGGACUUUCUGUAGGUCCAUAUUUUGUAACUGUUGGUGAUAUGAAUAACGACACUUAUCUGGAUAUUGUUUUCCUUUUUGCUAGUCAAAAUAGUGCAUAUGUUUUAUUCGGAUAUGGAAAUGGUUCGUUUGGAUAUCAAACAGCAUAUUACGCUAACACCAAAGGGUACUGCAUAGCGAUUGGUGAUUUUAAUAAUGAUACUCGGUUGGAUAUCAUCAUGGGAACCUAUACUAAUAAUUAUGUUAGUGUAUUGCUCCAAUACGAUCGGGGAGCUCUUGUAAAUAAAAUUAAUUAUGCAUCAGGUGGUGGUUCUAGAUUGCGAGCCAUUGCCGUUAGUGAUGUGAAUAAUGAUACUCGGCUGGAUAUUAUUAUUAGUAAUUCAGGUACUGACAAUGUUGGAAUUAUUUUUGGCAAUGGUAAUAGCACUUUCGAAAACCAAGUGAUGAUCAAUUUAGAUUCAAAUUCUCAGCCAUCAUCAAUUACCAUGAGUGAUUUCAAUGGUGACACUCAGUUAGAUAUUGCUGUAGCCACCUAUAUUACAAAGCAAGUAGAUAUGUUAGUUGGAAAUGGACGAGGAUCAUUCAUAACUCAAGCAACUCAUCAAGCUCCUUUGGCAUAUCCACCACUAGUUAUCUCGCCUGGUGAUUUUAAUAAUGAUGGACGAUCAGAAAUCGUCGUUGGAUAUGGUGAUGGUGAUACUAUUGAUAUUCUUGUUUCAUAUAACAGCGGAUCUUUUACAAAUCAAACGAUCUAUCCAACUGGCUCCAGUCCAUACUCUGUAGUAGUCAAUGAUUUUAACAAUGAUGAUCAGUUAGAUUUAGCUGUUACCAAUUCUGGUAGCAACACUAUAAGUGUUUUUCUUGGAUAUAGCAAUGGCUUAUUUGCAAAUCAAACCAUAUAUUCAACUGGCACUACUCCACAAUCACUGGUUGUUGGUGAUUUUAAUAAUGAUGGUCAAUUGGAUCUAGUUGCUGCUAAUUACGGUGGCAAUACUAUCAGUAUUCUUCUGGGGUAUGGUAAUGGGUCCUUUGCUAAUCAAACAACUUUUUCAACGGGUACUAAACCAUUUUUUGUAGCUGUUGGAGAUUUCAACAACGAUACUCGAUUAGAUUUAGUUGUUACCAAUUAUGGUAACAAUAAUAUUGGUGUUUUUCUGGGAUUUGGUAAUGAUUCAUUUGCAAAUCAAGUUACAUAUCCCACUAAUACUAAUCCAGAAUCUGUAGCCGUUGGUGAUUUUAACAAUGAUGGUUGGUUAGAUUUAGUUGUUGCAAAUUCUGGUUCUGAUAAUGUUGGUAUUUUUCUGGGAUAUGGUAAUGGGUCCUUUGCAAAUCAAAUAACUUUUCCAACGGAUACUCAUCCAUGCUUUGUAGCUGUUGGUGAUGUCAAUAACGAUACUAUAUUGGAUAUCGUCGCUGCUACCCUUGGUUAUCGCACAGUCAGUAUUCUUUUAGGGUAUAGGAAUGGUUCUUUUGCAAAUCGAACGAUAUAUUCAGUGGGUGUUCUCCCAGAAUCAUUAGCUGUUGUUGACAUCAAUAAUGACGCUCGUUUAGAUAUCAUUGUCAUAAAUGCAGAUAGCAAUGAUAUGAGUGUGUUAUUAGGAUAUGGGAAUGGCUUAUUUGCAAAUCAAACUAAAUAUUCAUUAGGCACUGUUCCACAAUCUAUAGCUAUUGGUGAUUUUAACAAUGAUACACUACUUGAUAUAGUUGUCACGAAUUCAGGUGAUAACAAUGUUAUGAUACUAUUUGGUUGCUUUAAUCAAGUUUUUGUAAAGCAAAUAUCAGUUUCAACCGGCACAGAUUCUCAAACACAAUCCAUUGUUGUUGGUGAUUUUAACAAUGAUAAUAAAAUGGAUAUUGGAGUAGCUAAUUCAGGUACCAAUAAUAUUGGUAUUUUUCUUGGAUAUGGAAAUAUUACUUUUACAAAUCAAACAACAUAUUCAACUGGUUUAAAUUCAUCUCCAUACUUUGUAGCAACUGGCAAUUUCAAUAAUGAUACUCAAUUAGAUAUUGUUACUGCUAAUUAUCAAUCCGAUACAAUAAGCAUUUUCCUGGGAUAUGGCAACGGUACAUUCGCAAAUCAAACAUCGUAUUCAACUGGUUCAUCUUCAUCUCCUUACUCUGUAGCUGUUGGUUAUUUUAAUAAUGAUACCAAACUUGAUAUUGUCGUAGUUAAUUAUAAUAGCAACCAAUUAGGUGUCUUUCUUGGACAGGGUAAUGGUGCAUUCGAUAGUAUAAUCCUAUUUGCGAUGCCAUAUGGAUCUCAUUCAUUUUCUGUUAUUAUCGGUGAUUUUAACAGUGAUGGAAAAUUGGAUUUUGCCGUGGCAAAUAAUGGUACUGACAGUUUAAGUCUUUUUUUACAGAUUUGCUAA
This is a messenger RNA of Adineta steineri, 4503 nucleotides long. Lineage: Eukaryota; Metazoa; Rotifera; Eurotatoria; Adinetida; Adinetidae. The record is from the annotation of a GenBank genome assembly.